Molecule: messenger RNA, 4417 nt
Organism: Synchiropus splendidus (mandarinfish)
Lineage: Eukaryota; Metazoa; Chordata; Actinopteri; Syngnathiformes; Callionymidae
Gene: dnm3b
Product: dynamin 3b
Exons: 21
Coding region: 418-2922 (834 amino acids)
Cellular component (GO): microtubule; cytoplasm; membrane
Molecular function (GO): microtubule binding; GTPase activity; GTP binding
Source: RefSeq, a predicted model, not a curated record
UACGCUGCAGCAGCGAGGAGGCGAUUCCACCGCGGACAGGAGGCGAGAGAAGGAGGAAAAUGAUUAAUCUGUCAUCGGCGAAUUUGUGCCCGGAAUGAGACCCGCUUUGACAUUCAUUCGACCGUAACGAGGCUGGCGGGUGAGCACAGUGAGAGCCUGCUGACAGCGAGCAGCUCGUGUGACCGCGCGGUGUCUCGUCUUUUGCUGCCUGAUCUUCAGCACUGGACAGCGACGGCCAGGAAAUCCUGGGACUGGCUUGGCUCGGGGCAACGAGCGGCUAGAUGACUGCACUACACCAACAAGCACCGCGGUAUCCCGGACUAAUAUAGCAGCCACAUCCCCCUCCUCCUUCUCCUCCUCGCUCUCUCUGUCUCUCUAUUCAUUCGCUGAUCCACAGUCCCUCCGACUGAAGGCAUCAUGGGAAACCGUGGCAUGGAGGAGCUGAUCCCGCUGGUCAACAAGCUGCAGGAUGCGUUCAGCUCCAUCGGUCAGGCCUGCAACUUGGACCUUCCCCAGAUCGCUGUGGUGGGCGGCCAGAGCGCAGGCAAGAGCUCUGUGCUGGAGAACUUUGUGGGCAGGGACUUUCUGCCCCGUGGAUCUGGUAUUGUUACCCGCAGGCCCCUGGUUCUGCAGCUUAUCAGCGCCACUGCAGAAUGGGCUGAAUUUCUGCACUGCAAAGGGAAGAAGUUCACAGAUUUCGAUGAAGUGCGCCAGGAGAUUGAAGGGGAGACGGACCGUGUGACUGGGGCCAACAAAGGAAUCUCACCCAUCCCCAUCAACCUGCGAGUUUACUCUCCAAACGUGUUGAACCUGACUCUCAUCGACCUGCCGGGUAUCACCAAGGUACCAGUGGGAGACCAGCCGGCCGACAUCGAGCAGCAGAUCCGGGACAUGAUCAUGCAGUUCAUCACCAGAGAGAGCUGCCUGAUCCUGGCCGUCACACCAGCCAAUACCGAUCUCGCCAACUCUGACGCCCUGAAGCUCGCCAAGGAUGUGGAUCCUCAGGGUCUUCGAACUAUCGGUGUGAUCACCAAGCUGGAUUUGAUGGAUGAAGGCACAGACGCCAGGGAUGUUCUAGAGAACAAGCUGCUGCCGCUGAGGAGAGGCUACAUCGGAGUGGUGAAUCGCAGUCAGAAAGACAUCGAUGGAAAGAAAGAUAUCAAGGCGGCGAUGGAAGCUGAGAGGAAGUUCUUCCUCUCCCACCCGUCGUACCGACACAUGGCGGAGAAAAUGGGCACUCCCCGCCUGCAGAAAGUGCUCAACCAGCAACUGACCAACCAUAUCCGAGACACCCUGCCAGCAUUUCGCAGCAAGCUGCAGUCCCAGCUGUUGGCCCUGGACAAGGAGGCCGAGGAAUACCGGGGAUACCGACCAGAUGACCCGUCUCGCAAAACCAAGCAGCUGUUGCAGAUGGUGCAGCAGUUCUCCGUGGACUUUGAGAAGCGGAUCGAGGGAUCAGGUGAUCAGGUGGACACGGUGGAGCUGUCGGGUGGAGCCAAAAUUAACCGCAUUUUCCACGAACGGUUCCCUUUUGAACUGGUCAAGAUUGAGUGCGAUGAGAAGGAAAUGCGGCGUGAGAUCAGCUAUGCCAUCAAGAACAUCCACGGUAUCAGAACGGGGCUGUUCACUCCAGACAUGGCGUUCGAGGCCAUCGUGAAAAAGCAGGUGGUGAAGAUCAAGGAGCCGUGCAUCAAGGCUGUGGACAUGGUCAUCCAGGAACUCAUCAACACCGUCCGCCAGUGCUCCAACAAGCUGGAGUGCUACCCGAGGCUGCGAGAGGAGACGGAAAGAAUCGUGACUUCUCAUAUCCGAGACAGAGAGAGUCAAGCCAAGAAUCAGGUUUUGCUGCUCAUCGACAUCCAGUUGUCGUACAUCAACACCAACCACGAAGACUUCAUUGGCUUUGCAAACGCCCAGCAGAGGAGCAGUCAGACUAACAAGAGCCAGAGUUCGGCUACAAACCAGGUCAUCCGUAAGGGCUGGCUGACCAUCAACAACAUCAGUAUUAUGAAGGGAGGAGCCAAAGAGUAUUGGUUUGUGCUGACGGCUGAGAGUCUCUCGUGGUUCAAGGAUGAUGAGGAGAAGGAGAAGAAGUACAUGCUCCCUCUGGACAACCUCAAGGUCCGAGAUGUCGAGAAGAGUUUCAUGUCCAGCAAGCACAUCUUCUGCAUUUUCAAUACCGAGUCAAGGAAUGUGUACAAGGAUAAUCGCACCCUGGAGUUGGCCUGUGACUCACAGGACGACGUGGACAGCUGGAAGUCUUCUCUCCUACGUGCCGGGGUCUAUCCUGAGAAAACCGCCACGGUUGAGAGUGAGACCACUACCACCACAGACAACUUCUCCAUGGACCCUCAGCUGGAGCGUAAAGUGGAAACCAUCAGGAACCUGGUGGACUCCUACAUGGCUAUUGUCAACAAAUGCAUCCGGGACCUGAUGCCUAAGACCAUCAUGCACCUUAUGAUCAACAACGUGAAGGAGUUCAUCAACGCCGAGCUGUUGGCGCAGCUGUACUCAGCGGGCGACCAGAACGCACUGAUGGACGAGUCGCAGGAGCAGGCCCAGAGGAGGGACGAGGUGCUAAGGACCCACCAGGCCCUGAAGGAGGCGCUGGCCAUUAUUGGGGACAUCUCCACCUCCACCAUCACCGUACCACUGCCACCACCUGUGGACAACUCCUGGGUGGGAGGAACCAGUGGCGGCCGCAGGUCUCCACCACCCAGCCCCACUGCCCCGAGGAGGAUGUCGGCAGGACAGCGACCAUCACCCCGAGGCGCCCCACCGCCACCCAAUCGUCCAGGUCCCCUGGGACCCUUCAAUAACAGUGCUGACAGCCCACAAGCACCAAGCCGCCCGAACAGGGCUCCUCCUAGUAUUCCCAGUCGACGGCCCCCACCAUCUCCCACAAGACAAGUCCCACCUUAACUCUUUACACUGGGGUUUCUGGUCCCCUCCACUUCAUCCUCAUCGUCCCCUCGCAGAAGCCUCUCCCCCCCUUCACUUCCAGUUUCCUGCCAGGUGACGGUGUCCAUAUAUCUGUGUACAGUAUGGUACUUGUCUUGUGGUGUAUGUAUAUGUGCGCUUGUUGCUCGCCUGUGGUCCAGGUUUGCUUAGCAGAUCCACUCCCGACCCCACACCACCACCCCCCCACACACACAGACACUCGUCACCUCCACUUGCUGCUUCCACAUGAAAAUACGCUCAGCAGUUGUACUGCCCUUGUCAUUCCAAAUCGCAGCAUGGCACAUGAGCUGCUUUUAUUGCAUGGGGUGUGUAUGUAGAGUGUGUGGGUGUGUUUCGUGUGUAUGCAUAUGGGGAGGGAGCAAUUUGCCUAUAUGUAGGCCGAGUAUGAUUUAGUAUUGUAUUAAUUUAAUGAUAAUAAACCGUAAAUAAAUAUAUACAUAUAUAAGGUCCCCAUAAGUGUUAUUUAUCAGCUCAAUGUUCUCAUAGGAACACAAGUUGUAUCUUAAUUGUGCGUUUGUGUGCAAGUACCAGUGUGUGCGUGAGUGCGUGAGGACACGUGUGCAUGUGACGUCCGUCUGCACGUUGUUUCAGUUGUAUUUGUUUUCACGCUGUGGACGAUGAAUCAAAACAUCGGGGUAAAAUUCAAUGUUGGACUUCAGUGAGUUGUUCCUGUGUUGUAGUAGCAGCCAUACACACAUAGCAAGGCUGAGGAGCACCUCCAGUAUCUCUGUAUGGAAACAGCCUCAAUAAUACAUUUAUCCUCGUCAUAGGUGUCCACCUGUGCUGUAACUAUGGUCAAGUUGUGACCCUUUACAGUCUUAAGCUCUAAUUCAGACACUGACCUCCGGCUGGAUCUCGCCACUUGAAACACGUUUAAAAAAAAAAAGUUCUUUACAAAAAAAAAAAUGAAAACUUUGCCAUGUUCUCAUUUAGCCUUUUUCUCAGGUUUCUACAUGCAAAUAGAUGCACAUGACAAGGAAAUCGAUCCGCGUCUCUUCUUUCCUUCACGCUCACGUCCAUGACCCCGGUCGCGGAGGUCAGCGUCAGUGUCGGACCUUAAGCUGAUUUUGUCAAUGUUCAAGUGCUUCUCUGUCGGUUUGUUAUCGUGUAUAUGGGCCUAAACUGUGUUCUGAUGUAUAUAAGUAAUGAUAAGGAAAAAAAAUAAUAAAAUGUACCUGUGGAUUAGAGACCUCAAGAAUCCUAGCGCUUUAACGGUUCUCUAUGUCUGUACUCACUCGAUACGCUCUGAUUUAGACUGCCUUAUUGGCAUGAGUCUCAAUUCUGUAUUGCCAAAGCUAAAAUAGAGAUGUGUGAAGUUGGAAAAAAAAAUGAAAAAGUUCCAGUGGUACUGAGAUGACACCGUAUUGCAGAGGGCGUGAUGUUAAACUGGGGACUUUGCAUCAGUUGUUAUUUUCUGUGUCUCUGUAUUGCUCCUCAAUAAAUUCCUUCCUCAUAA